AUGGCCGGGAAACUGCGUGUGGCUGUCAUUGGCUCACAGACGCGCCACCCCGACACGCCGCUGGCCUACACGGUGUACCGCACGUCCGUGAACUACCAGGGUCUGUGCUAUCAACGGCUUAUUCGUUACCGGCAAUUUCGAUAUUUCGCAAAGCACCUGAAGUUGGGCCAAAACUCUGCACGUAUUACCGCGAAGUUUCCGCCCAAGAUCUGGUGGAGUCGCAAAGGCUCGCUACGACCCGAGACAGUGGAAGUUCGACAAGUGUUGUUGAAUGAGUUCAUGCAGCAAGUGUGUACUCGUUCAUUGACGGCUCAUAGUAAGGAGCGACUUUUAAAGAUGCUGCAAGUGGACAAGUAUGCUCCACAAGACGAGAAAGGCCGCGUGAUCGAUAGCCGAUUGGGCUCAGAGCAGCAGAGUGUCACUGUGAGAGAACACACGUCCGACGAGCAAGAUCACAAUCACUUUUACUGUGUAAGAAACGACGAGAUGUCAAUCAAAGACGAGGAAGAGCGAUCAGAGUCUUCGUGCAGCGAGAAGAACGAGUCUCGCACAGCGAUGCAAGUGCGGAGCGAUACAGACGAGUGUACGGAGCAAAUUCUCUUCCCUCCGAAUUCUACCUCGUCUGUCGAUUCGGGAAUGCAACAGAAUCGCUUUGUGCCGACAUCCCUGCCACCAAAGUCGCCGAACGCAAAGUGCGUGAUGUUCAGGGCGAGUGGCGAGGCCGGAGGUCCAAGUACAUCAAAGGAAGGAGACGGUAACUCGAUUAGCAGCUCAUCCGACUCUUUGUCCUCUCCUGAACGCUACUAUCUGGAUCGAAUCAAGCAGCAUAUGGCCAGCAUUGAGAACAUUGUGGACCGUGACUGCAGUGUCGACCUUCGAGGUAUGAGUACGGGCAAAUUAAGCCGACGGGAGUAA
This is a messenger RNA of Hyaloperonospora brassicae, 915 nucleotides long. The record is from the annotation of a GenBank genome assembly. Lineage: Eukaryota; Oomycota; Peronosporomycetes; Peronosporales; Peronosporaceae.